AAAUCGUAGAUUUUAGUCAAUAAUUUUUAAUUUUUCGAAUAAUUUUUAAGAAUCUUUAUUUUACAAAACGUUUUAAUUUAUGGUUCAAUCAGCUGGAACAGUACAUUUUGAUCAAUCAGAACCUUUAGUGUUUUAUUACGAGUCAUUUAAACAUAAUUACUCAGAAACUAAAACUAAUAAUAAAAACAACCUAAGUAAAAAAAACUUCAAUACUGGAAGCUUCACUGUGCCAGAACAUCUACCAGUUUUCCGUCAGUUCUUCAAUUUUAAUAGUGGAAAAGGUAACAAACAAAAAAAGUAUACCCGCAAGGAUUCCAUAGAUCCAAGUAAUAGACAGGAUCCAGAUGAGACGUUAUCCUCGAUUUAUAAUACCAACAACACUGAUAGCCCUCUUCUUUUCAGCGAUAGUGGCAGUGAUCCUGUCAAUGAUCACGAUUCCGAUUUAAAUAAUGGAGUAACAGAAAAAAAUGAUUCAUCACAAGAAACAAAUGGGACGGAGCCAGUAUCAGAAGAAAAGGUGUCCAACGCUACGUAUUUUUAUAAGAUUCUGUUUCACCUGAUUGACAUUGCAUCCGAUGGAAGCCGUUUCAAGUGUUGCAAAAGAUCACCAGUUAACCCGUGUGAACCAUGUAAGUUCGUGGAGAAACUAAUAUACACAUAUUUUGAUCUCACGACACUGGAGGAUGUAAUUGCAGACAGAUCUGACAAAGGAAUCUGCGGAUAUAUAUACUGUUGUAACCAGAUCGAGAAAAGUUCCGGAAGCUCGAAGUAUAAAAUCGAUGUGGUAUCAAAGAGCGUAUAUGAUAGGGAGGAAUGUGACUCAUUUUGCUCAACAACGUGCCUGAAUGAAAACCAGAAGGUCAGCGCCAAGGUAUCACUGUCCCCGGUGGAACUUGGAACAUUCACUCCAAGAGCAAUGAGAAAUGCAAAUAAUGACACUCUGAAGAAACUGUACGAAGACGUUUUCAGCCUCAGGAACUGUUUUGGCUCAUCUAUAAAUUUUAACCUUAAUAAUGUAACAGGCGGUACGACAGAUGUAGGGAUUCAGGACGUUAGUUCACAAGACACUCCUAUUAAACGCACGGGAAGUAGUGAAAAGGUGGUGAAUAGAAGUACAGAUUUAAUAAGCAGGAAGACAACGGAAAUUGAGGAUAGGCCGUCAAAGAACUCACUAGAGGAGAAAAGACAAAGGAUUGACACAUUUGAAAUAUUUGAAGACUUCGACUCGUCAGAUGAAAUGUCAGACUCCUCAAUGUCAGAAGCAAAUGUCAAAUUUUACAAAGACCCAGAAAAACUCGUUUCAAUUUAUAAACCAUCUCCUCACAAUACAGAUUUGGCAGACAACACGACCACUUUCUACUCAUUCGAUCGCGAAAGCCUGGAUUUGUCAGAACCCGAAGAUUAUUUAGAGGAUGAUUAUUUGGGCAUUUUCUCAUGGUUGUGGUACGUUCUGAGUAAUUUCAUUACAAGUAACACUCGUGAUUUUCUUAACUCAGGAAUAGUAACUCAAAAUACCUAUAACGAAAGUUUCGAUGAUUUGUAUGACCAGUGUCUGAAAGGAAUACCAAAGAGCCUUGAUACAUUAAAGUUACACAUACACUACUUAUUGUCAACAUUUAAACCAGUCAAGAAUAAUCUACUCAACACUAAAAUCAUGGAACCCCUGGCGUUUACGAUUAAGUAUGUGAUUCUAAAGAAUAGGAACCAUCUGCCUCUGAAUUACGACUCAAAUUUAUCAAAUAACUGGCAUGAUUCCAAUACACAGGAUCUAGACUCAGAGUUAGACGAUAUUGUGUUUGAAGAACCAGAAGAAACGGAUAAUUUAGUCUAUGGUGAAGAAGCACUAGAUGUAGAUUAUGAAAUGCUAUUAGAAGAUGUAAACAGUGUAUUAAAUAACCGAUUCCAGCUGGACCAAGAGUCAAUAGAUAUACUAUCUGAGCUUUUCCUGGACAAUUGAAACAUUUUAAUCCACACCCAAUUAGUUAAUUUUAACUUGUUUAUCUUAGUUUU
Messenger RNA from Theileria parva strain Muguga, 2010 nucleotides. RefSeq names its product Rtr1/RPAP2 family protein. The transcript is spliced from 4 exons. The coding region runs from base 80 to 1957 and encodes 625 amino acids. Lineage: Eukaryota; Apicomplexa; Aconoidasida; Piroplasmida; Theileriidae. The record is from RefSeq and is a predicted model, not a curated record.